AGUCGACUCCCAGACAUGAUUGGAUACAUUUUGUUGACUAUUUUAGUGUUAGUAGCGGCUCCAUUUUUGUGGUGGUAUUGGUUGCUCGCUAAAUACAAAUCCUUAGAUGCAGUUCCAGGACCAAAACCUGUUCCCAUUAUGGGAAAUGCAAAAGAUAUGGGGAGCUGCACCGUCAGUCUUCUUAAUUCGUUUAUGGAUUUACAAAACAAAUACGGUGGAUUGUAUAAAAUAUGGUUAGGGCCUAAAUUAAACCUAAUGGUUUCAAAACCAGAAUAUGUGGAAUUUUUUACUGGAUCUGCUGCUCAUAUCGGAAAAUCUGAUGGUUACGAACUCUUUAAACCAUGGUUGGGUAACAGUCUAUUAUUAUCCACAGGACAAACAUGGAAGAACCGGCGUAAAAUGAUUACCCCAACAUUUCAUUUUCAAGUAUUAGAAAAGUUUAUGAACGUAUUCAAUUACCAGAGUAAUAUUUUAUUGCAAAACUUGGAAAAAGAAGUUGACACGAAUCAAGAAUCCAUUGAAGUGCAUCAUUUUAUAAAUAUGUGUUCACUGGACAUAAUAUGUGAAACUGCAUUCGGAACCAGCAUAAAUGCUCAGCAGAAAGGUAAUCCAAAAUACGUUGCGGCAAUAUCAAAAUUCUUGGAAAUAUUUACACUAAGAUUUUUUUCUGGCUGGAUGGGAAAUCCUUUCCUGUUUAGAUUUUCAAAAUUGUAUCCCGAAUACAAAGAGAAUCUUAAGACAUUGCACGACUUUACAAAGAAUGUAAUAAAAAAUCGCAGAACGGCUAGAGAAAAGAGCAAAAUAAAUCCCAAUAGCUCGGAAGAUGGUAUUAAAAUAAAAGCUGCACUUUUGGAUAUGUUACUUGAUGCGUCGGAUAAUGGCAUGGACCUUUCAGAUGAAGACAUCAGAGCCGAAGUUGAUACUUUUAUGUUUGAGGGUCAUGAUACAGCCAGUACGGCGAUAGGCUUUACAUUUUUGGCACUGGCUGAAAAUAUAAAAUAUCAAAACAAAGUUUAUGAGGAACUUGUUGAAAUAUUAGGACCUGACAGUAACGAAGGCGUGACAGUUUCACAGUUAAAUGAUUUAAAGUAUUUGGAUUUAGUGAUCAAAGAAGCUAUGCGAGUUUACUCUCCAGUACCUUUAAUUGGAAGAAGUUUAGAUAAUGAUUGUGUAUUAGAUGGAAUAAAGAUACCAAAAGAUACAACAGUAAAUAUAUUUUUAUAUGGGAUGAAUCGUAACCCCAACAUUUUUCCAAAUCCAGAUUUAUUUGACCCAGAACGAUUUUUGCCAGAAAAUCAGUCGACUAGACAUAAUUUUGCUUACAUUCCAUUUAGUGCUGGCCCAAGAAAUUGUAUCGGUCAAAAAUUUGCCGUUCUGGAAUUAAAAACUAUAAUUGCGAAAGUUUUAAGGAAGUUUGAAGUAUUGCCUUUGCCAAAUUUCAAGCCAGAAAUUGGAAUGUGCUCUGUAUUAAAAUCGAGAAAUGGAAUUGUUAUGCAACUGAAAAGAAGAAAUUAAGUCAUUAUCAUUAGAAAAUUAAUAUUUAAUGUAAUUUUUAUAAUAAUUAUAGAAUAGACAG
Brassicogethes aeneus is the source of this 1576-nucleotide messenger RNA. NCBI's taxonomy places the organism in Eukaryota, Metazoa, Arthropoda, Insecta, Coleoptera, Nitidulidae. The record is from the annotation of a GenBank genome assembly.